Messenger RNA from Etheostoma spectabile (orangethroat darter), 6750 nucleotides. RefSeq names its product KIAA0319-like ortholog. The coding region runs from base 1253 to 4180 and encodes 975 amino acids. Gene Ontology annotation, biological process: neuron migration. Gene Ontology annotation, cellular component: membrane; Golgi apparatus; cytoplasmic vesicle. The record is from RefSeq and is a predicted model, not a curated record. The transcript is spliced from 25 exons. NCBI's taxonomy places the organism in Eukaryota, Metazoa, Chordata, Actinopteri, Perciformes, Percidae.
UGCUUAUGUUGAGCUGAACGUGUUUGCCAAUGCCAUUGCUGGCAGCUGGUCGGCAGGUGCCGCACGGCGGAAGUAACGUUAGUCGAAUUAACGUCAACGGUUUUAAAAUGCAGCGCAGGCAAAUGUAGUCCCAGAGUAGCUAGAUGUCUGUGUAAUAUAAUUCUUAGAAUAUUUGUAUUUACUACAUAUUCCUUCCCAGAAAUAUUGGUCACAUAGUACUUUAUUUUGGAAGUCCAGUCACCGGAAGUCUUAUUUAUUGCUUAACUGUGGUGGUGUUACCCAUUCACAUCAGCUGUAGCUACGUUACUUGCAAGAGGAAGACUGACCUAAUUAACUGUACAGGGGACAACAACAACAACAACGACGAGACAUCACAGUGACCGAAGUGAAUGCCAUUUUUACUUGUAAUUCAGCUAGAAGAAACUGUGUGGGCCUUGGUACCAUUACAGAGAAAGCUCCACCAACCUGUCUGCCUAGAAGCUAAUACAGUGCUGACAAGUGUCUUAUUGACUGCUGCAACUGAGAGUGAGGAAGAGGAGGAGGAAGAAACAUCCAGAGAGAGAGCGGAUAUAAGGGGGUUUUUGGUCACAGAGAUCAUUGUUUUGCAGAAGCUUCUCAAGGGAAAAGUAGGUAUUGAAAUGUCGCUAAUGGCUGAGCUGUCAUCAGCCAAGGUGACUGAGUGCAGUAGUGCACUACUGCUGUGGCACACACUCAAAGUCACCACCAGCCUUUAGGCAUUUGGGAAGUAAAAAGGCAAAUCUAUAAUGUUGUAGAUAGAGGAGGAAAAACGUGACUGGAUCCCUCACAUUUUUUGUCUGGACUAUUUUUACCUGGAGCUGUUUUUCUUUACUCUGAUUUUGUGGCUGAUUUGGAGAGAAAACCAAGCGCAGAAGGACUAAUGACUUUGUGGAUUUGGGAUUUACUGAUCUGUUGAUUAUAGCACAGAAGGAAGCUGCUGGGACUCAAGCGUUCAUGUGCAGGAAUGCAGACUCACUAGUGGAUGCAGACCAUACAGUGUAUUGUGUGAGCAGCUGAGCCUUCGAAGGCCCCAGAGACGGCCAUGUUGGAUCUCUUCCUCAGAGUGCUGGUGUUGACCUGCCUUCACCCAUCACCUCACAGCACUUGGCUGCCAACCUAACUACUCGCUCUCUCUCUCUCUCGCUUUCUCUCUCUCUCUCUCCCUCUCUGUCUCCCUCCGCAUCUCUUUCGUCCACCGCCUGGCUGGGAGAAAGGUCCUCGGUCCUUGUGGAAAAUGUCUUGUGCACACCACAAGCUGCUCACCUGGAGCUUACCUCACCUCCUCCUACCGCUGACCUUCCUCUUGGUCUUGGCUUCUCCCACAGGUGUGUCAGCAAAUCUCUGCCGGGUGACCGGGGGGGUACUGGGGAUUCACUGGAGCAGCAUCGUUAGCAUGGGUUGGCACUCUCUGGCAAAAGGGAGAGGUGGGGCAACAUGUUGGGAGUCUUGCUGCUUGAUUCCCAGCUGCAACGCCGUGUGGAGCCUCGGCGGGCAAUGUGUGCUUCUCAGCUGCUCGCAGAAUAGGGGCUGCCCCAUCUCCACCCUGCCCCAGCCCCACCAGGAGUCCCUUGGCCUUCUUCAGCUUCUCUCAAAGAGUCCUGUCGUCACAGCAAGACGUAGAAGAGCUCGUCAGGCACAGCAUGCAGGAAGCCACACACCACACACAGGGCAACUUACCAGCCCAGAAAGUCCCAAACCGAAACCAGCUCGCCCAACUCCAACAGUACCCAGCACCAUCACACUUCUUCAAACAGCCCAAAAGAACCUUAGCCAGUUAGACAAUGGGAGUGCAGACAUUGCUCCUGCUCCAUCACAGCAGAACUCAACAGGCACCGUUAGUACUGCCGCGUCUUCCAAUAGCAGUGAUGUCAGCACACCCACAGCUGCAACUUUUACCAUCACAAUUCCAACAAAGGCUGUGAGGGAGCUGGUGGUGUCUGCAGGAGUGAGUGUGGAGGUCACGUUGCCCCGCAACGAGGUCGAGCUCAACGCCUUUGUGGUCCCACCGCCCCCACCAGAGACAACCUAUGCAUUUGACUGGCGUCUGAUAACUCAUCCCAAAGAUUACAGUGGGGAGAUGGAAGGGAAGCACAGCACAUCACUGAAACUCAGCAAGCUGACUGUGGGCCUGUAUGAGUUUGAGGUGACGGUGGACGGGGAGGGGGCUCAUGGAGAAGGUUACGUCAAUGUCACAGUCAAACCAGAGCCGCGGGUGAACAAGCAUCCUGUUGCUGUGGUUUCCCCAAAGUUCCAGGAGAUCUCCUUGCCGACCAGCUCUACAGUCAUAGAUGGCAGCCAGAGCACAGAUGAUGACAAGGUGGUGGCCUGGCACUGGGAAGAGGUUAAAGGUCCCCUGAGGGAGGAGAAGGUCUCUGCCGACACCCCUGUCCUCACCCUCACCAACCUGGUGCCUGGGAACUACACAUUUAAUUUGACAGUGACAGACUCAGAUGGAGCCACAAACUCAACACAGGCCACCCUCACUGUCAACAAAGCCAAGGACUAUCGGCCUGUGGCCAACGCCGGCCCUAACCAGGUCAUCCAGUUGCCACGCAACUCCAUCACUCUGUAUGGCAACCAAAGCACAGACGACCAUGAUUCCCUGUCCUAUGAGUGGUCCCUCAGCACCGAGAGUAAAGACAAGGUGGUGGAGAUGCAGGGCGUACGGACGCCGAUCUUACAGCUGUCUGCUAUGCAAGAGGGAGACUACACCUUUCAGCUGACAGUGACGGACUCAGCUGGCCAACAGGAAACGGCCCAGGUCACCGUCUUUGUGCAGCCAGAAAACAAUAAGCCACCUGUAGCAGAUGCAGGACCAGAGAAGGAACUGACGCUGCCUGUUGAUCGAACCACUCUGGAUGGCAGUAAGAGCAGUGAUGACCAGAAGAUAGCCACCUACCACUGGAAACAAACAAAGGGUCCUGAUGGUGUAAAGAUUGAAAAUGCAGAUGGUGCCGUUGCCACGGUGACAGGUCUUGAGGUUGGCACAUACGAGUUUACACUGACCGUAACUGAUGAUAGGAAUCUGCAGGAUAGCAAAACUGUCACGGUCAUCGUCAGAGAAGAACUGGACCAGCCUCCUGUGGCUCAUGUUGUGUCGAGUCCACCCAUCACUCUGCCUGUCAGAACCUGCAUGCUAGAUGGAUCUCACUCCACUGAUGACAAAGGUGGAGUCAGCUACCUGUGGACGAGAGAUGAUAGCAGCCCUGCUGCUGGGGAUGUACUGAAUAACUCUGACCACCAGCCGGUGCUGUUUCUGGGAAACCUGGUGGAGGGGAAGUACGGCUUCAUCCUGACUGUAACUGACAGUAAGGGACAGACCAGCACUGACAGAGGCACAGUGGAGGUCAAACCAGACAUAUGGGAGCGUGACCUGGUGGAGUUGGUGCUGGAGGUCUCUGUAUCCCAGGUCUCCCACCGUCAGCGUGACAUGCUGCUGCGCCAGGUUGGGGUUUUGCUCGGCGUACUCGACAGCGACAUCACUGUGCGAGAGAUCAGUGCGUUUAAUGAGCACAGUACUCGUUUGGUCAUCCUGGUGUCAGGCGGUCCAGGGCGCCCUCCUCUGUCAGGCCGCAGCGUUGCACUUAGCCUACGCAACAAACUGCGCAAACAGAAAAAUGACUUUCUCAUCUACAAGGCCCGACGAGUGGAUACAGUCAUCUGCCAGCUGAACUGCUCCAGUCACGGCGAUUGUGACUCAUACACCCGACGUUGUGUCUGCCACCCUUUCUGGAUGGAAAACUUCAUCAGAGCUCAACUUGGAGAUGCAGAGAGCAAUUGUGAGUGGAGCAUACUCUAUGUGACUAUAGCGUCAUUUAUGAUUGUAGUUGCUACAGCAACAGUUGUCUGGGGAGUGGUGUGUUGCUGCAAAAGGCGUAAGAGCAAAGCGCGUAGAAGCAAAAGCAGGUAUAAAAUGCUAGAAGCUGAUGAGCAAGACAGUCUGGAGCUCCAACCAGCCAGAGCUGCCCGCAUUAAGCCGGUGCCCGCUCCUACCUCCUCAGCCCUCAUGCACUCGGACUCUGAUCUGGACAGUGAUGAAGGGCAGGGUGGGGUCCCGUGGACAGAGCAGGAGCGCGGGCAUCUCCUGCGGCCCCAGAACGGCUCACUAAGGAAUGGGCAGGGGCCGGUAAGGAGCAAAAAGCAAAGAGAAGAGCUGCUAUAGCAAGAGAGGAGGGGGGAGCUCACUGCUGCCCUCACACACACACACACACACACACACACACACACACACACACACCUCCUCCGGCUGUCCCACCCUCUCUGUUCUUCACUUCCUGUUUCUCUUGUGUUGUUCUUCUUCGACACAGAAACCUAAAGGAAGGGAAAGAGAGAAAAAACAUGCUGGAAACAUGUUGUCCCACUGUCACAGAAAGAAACACCACUGUACUGACAUUUCCCUGCUCCCACACUGAGCCACUAUGGAGGGAAAACAAGCUGCCAUUUCACUGAGAAAUAGGGGUUAGCAAUGUGUUUUGAAUGGUGUAAAAAUAUAACAUAGACACCUAUUAUUUGACACAGAGACAUAAAGAAUGUUCUGUUACCCUUCUUACUGUUGGCACACGAAGUAGCCUGAAUAAUACUUGACUUUCUGGAUUAAAAAAACUCAAUGACAAACCAGCCCCUUGACACGCUCACACCUUGUAGACACGCAUGUAGGCACACAAAGACGUCAUAUUCACACAGUUCCAGGUCGACCUGAUGCUACCAAACUGCCAUGUAAAAACCAACAGUUAACUCUACUCUGAAGAUUUUUGUUCGUGAGUCCACAGUUGAGAUGGUGACUCGUUGGAAAGAAAAAACACGACCAAAACAAGAAUUAACAACAGCAAUGGACUCUCCUCCAAAUUAAAAAAAAAUGUGCAUGAAGAGUUCUGGUACAAUUUGAUACUGGAAUGAUCUCCUGCAUGUUUGUAUGUAGGGUGUAUGUUUGGAUUUUUUUUGGGCUGCUGUGUCAAAAGAUGUUUCCUCAGAGCCGUUUGUAUGUUUUUAUUUCUGUUAUUUACUUGUGAAAGAGUCCCAAUGUUGUCAGAGACAGAAGAUCCUUUUAAAAAGAAACUCCAUGCUUUUAUUCUAAAGGUUUUUCUGGAAAUAGUUGCUGGGACACAGUGGAAUACCCAAUGUGAAAGAGUUUAGUUGACGGAGAAGAUAACUAGGAGAAGUUCACAACACAAAAAAUGGGACCACUUCCUCCCUCGCUCAUUUCUUUUUUUUAUUUUUAUUUUUUAUAUAUAUAUAUACAAACAACCUUCAUGCUGUGAUUACAUGUCGAUGCACUUUGAUUUCAUUUUUCAUUUUGUCUCUUGUUGUUUGAAAAGGGAGCUCUUUAAAGGUUAAAGUUGGAAUGGUCCAGCCAUAAAAAAAAUGGACAUGACUACCUUCAAAAUGUAUACAAUUUUUUUUAUUUCUUUGAAUUUAAAAAUGUAAGAAAAUAUGAAUGCAGCUCAUGUCCAGAAACACCUCCAGUAACUGUAACAUACCUGUAGGCCUGAAAUGAAAAGGAUGGUAUAAGCUAAAUGUGUGGCAAACUGGGACACUUUUUAAUCCUUUGAGUUAAUUUUGCAGCAGUUUUAGGAAGCAGUAAUUAUCUGCUCGGCCCCUGUUAGGAUGAGCAUUUUUAUCCCAGCUUUCCUUUUGACAAAUAUGCAAUUUGUUAAAUUUAGGGAUUAUUAAAGUAACACAAGAAACGCAAGGAAAUCUGCAUGACAAAAUUAGACAUUAUAACAGGGAUCACUGAACUUCCAUUAGGGACGAAAGUAAGUUGUGUCAAGAAUGACCUGAAACUGUUUAAAAACAAAUGUCUUCCCACAAAUGAGAUAAGCGAAAGGAGGUUAAUCUAAAGGGAUGUUUGCCAUAAAUACAACAUGCACAAGACAAAAAGGAAGGCUGUAAGAACACAGAUCUUUCCAUCUUUUCUUCUGUAACUUUGUGGUAGUGACAGCUCUUUCUGCACGGAUUGAAAACUUUAACCAAAUGACUUCUAACAUGCAUGUGUGAAACUGGCCUGUAAGUUCACAUAUUGAGUCACUCUUUCUUUUUUUCUUACUGUUGAAUGUUAAAAGGGGUAUGCCAUUGAUUCACUUCAACUUGUUCUCUGUGAAAUAAGCAAUCAUUUAAAUAUAAAUUGCAAAAAAAGUGUCUAAUUUGUACCGCUCAUGCUAAUGUGACUUCUGCUGCACUAUUUUGAUCUUACACAUCAGGGCAUGGCGGAGAUAUUUAAAAAUUGGAUUUCAUUCAGAUUUGCUGAAUUUAUCUGGCCUUCUUUUGCAAUCUUGUCUGAGGUGAACUAAAAUCAAAGUGCACCCAAGUGCCAACUCUGUGAAAUGUUAUUUGAAGUUAACGACAUAUUCCCAUGUUUUUUGCACAUCAUAGGUUAUGGCUUUUGGAGUAAUUGCCAAUAUUUUACAUUGAUUCACUCUCAUUUCAAGGAUAAUUCUACACCUAUUUGACAACACACAAUUUCUUGCAUUCAUGCAGCAUUUAUUGUUACACGUAAUACAUUUUCUAGUCACUUUUGAGAUUUAUAGAAGAAAGGGAAUUGACCUCGACUCAGACAGGGUCCACCAUGAAGGCUGACAGAGAAAAUGGGGAGAAACUUUUAAAUGAAGGGAGUUUAAUUUAAGAUGUUUUAGAUAACAUUUUAGUGAAGGAUCACCCCCUUCUUCUUUCCUUCUGUGUGACCAGACCUGAUGCAACUGGAUUGUAAAAUAAAAAUAAAUGUUAGUUUGUUCUUGA